AUGGACGGAAGUGGCCGAACUACUCUUCUGCGCCCCCGGCCCGAUGACCCGAACAAGGCUCCAUUGGAGAAUGCGCUCGAGAUCAUAGAGUUAGGCGUUCUCGGUCCCGACAUCUUUACGAAUGCGCGCCAGGGUUGGCACCCUCCCGGCGCCCGGGGAAUCUUUGGCGGUGUUCCUAUCGCUCAGACGAUUGCGGCGGGCCAGCGCACUGUUGGCGAGGGUUUUGUGAUUCAUUCCUGCCACUGCUACUUCCUGCUUGCGGGAUCGAACAGCAUCCCCAUCAUGUACCAUGUCGAGCGGGUGCGCGACGGACGAAGCUUUGCCACCCGCACGGUACAGGCGAGGCAGCGUGGCAAGUGCAUCUUCACGUCCACCAUUAGCUUUGUCAAGGCUGGCUCGGGCGGAAAGAAGCAGAUUAGGCACGCGGUGGACAUGGGCAACGAAAAGCCCCAUGGCCCCGUCGAGGCGACGGAUGUCAUUGAAUGGAAGGGCGUCGAGGUCACGGAGGAGGGUGCGGCGCCCCACAAGAGGAAGUGCAAGCAGUGGAUGAAGGUCAAGGGCAAGGUCACCGGCGGCCAAGAUGCGCACAUUGAAGCGCUCGCUUACCUCACGGACUCGUACUUCCUCGGCACGAUACCCAGGAUCCACGACCUAUACAAGCCGCCUUCGCCAUCGUCGCCGUCCGAGUUUGAAGGCGGCGAGUCUGCGGGAGGCACCCAUCCGGCCGCGAGGCACGUCCCCGUCUCUGACAAGCCCAAGAUCGGCAUGAUGGUCUCCCUAGACCACAGCAUCUACUUUCACGAGCCCUCCGCUAUCAGGGCGGACGACUGGAUGUACGCCGAGAUGGAGAGUCCAUGGGCCGGCGACGGAAGGGGUGUGGUGACGCAGCGAGUAUUCUCUGCUGACGGUACCCUUCUCGCGACAUGUGUCCAGGAGGGACUCCUCCGGCUGAAGCAGGAUGAGCCCGUGCAGGAUGGCAAGGACAAGUCGAAGCUGUAG
Molecule: messenger RNA, 999 nt
Organism: Parascedosporium putredinis
Lineage: Eukaryota; Fungi; Ascomycota; Sordariomycetes; Microascales; Microascaceae
Source: the annotation of a GenBank genome assembly